Striga asiatica is the source of this 3885-nucleotide messenger RNA. The record is from the annotation of a GenBank genome assembly. NCBI's taxonomy places the organism in Eukaryota, Viridiplantae, Streptophyta, Magnoliopsida, Lamiales, Orobanchaceae.
UCCCUUCCUGAAUACCCGAGCUGUAAAGAUUCUGAAAUCGACGAGGACAUACAAUACCCGAGCGGCUCAAUUUUUGAUGACAUCGACACAGAAGUCCUUGCGAUUGUCAGUAAGCAUCGCCGCUACAAGAGCCGACUAGGUUCGGUGACGGGUUUCGAGGCAACGUACGAUCUGGUGUACCGGGUUGCUUACGCCUCCGAUGUGCACGAAAUAAUGCUCAAUUGCUUUGCCAUGGAUGCGUCCACCGAGAAUCUUGAAGUCACCUGGGAAGCCAUAAAGAUGAAUCCCAAGAAUGAUUUGGUGGGUGUUUUGCAUUUACUUUAAUUUCUUCCUUUUCUUUUGUGUUGUUUUGUGGUUUCUUUUAUGUUUGUGCUGUGAAUGCAUCAUUAUCCACUGCUAUAUGAGGUUAAAAGAGAAUAAAAUGGUCAAUACUUCUAGGAAAUUUGAGAAUCGUAUGUUAUUAUUUCCUAAUCAUGAUAGGUUGCACAUUUUAUAAUGGGAGACAUGAGGAAAGAUNGCCAUCUUUGGACCUUCUCUUGCACUUUUGGUCGGUGGUAAAAUAAAGUAGCAACUGUUUUCGGUUGGUCAAAGACUGUUGUAUAGACAGACUCAAAGACAAAGUUUUGUAUUCUUGUGCAUUUCCUUUAUAUACAUAUUAUAUUAAAUGGGGAUAUAAAUAUAAGGUUCUAGCCUAGAGGGAAAAGGCCAAUAGUGAUUUUUCCUUCAAUGUUGACAAUUGACAAAUUCUUUAUUGAACUUGGAAUUCCUCAUGUGAUAUGUUCUUGUAGACUCGACUGCUUAGUACCUGACGUACAAUAACAAUUAGUUCUACUAUUGACUUAUGACUCUGAACUACUCUAUCUGUGUGGCCCUUAUUUCCCAUAUACUUGACUUCCCACUUUAAUGCAAAUGCACGAUACUAAAACUUUUUACGGAUCAAUCCCCUUGCUUGAGAAAUCUCAUCAUGGAGUUUGAAUGCUCCAUCUCCAUGAUAACGAUUUAAAUCCGAUUCAAUGAAAGUUCAAUGGCUUCCCAAGUGUUGAGGGCCUUGAGGCACAUCAAUUUCAUUGACAUUUUAUCCAAUCUUUUUUUAAGUCUAUAUGGCCUUGCCCUAUUCCUUCUCCUUAUUCUUUAUGAGCUUUGAAUAGGAGGUCAUCAAUGAAUGAAAUGAAUAAUGAAUAAGUGUCAAUAGGGUAUGUCUUUAACAUAGAAAUUUAUACCACAUUUCUUAUCAGUGUCCUUCUUGUAAUUCAUGAUUGAUUCCUCAAUUUUUGUCUUGUUUUUAGAAGCUCUUCCAUUAUUUUAACCAUAUUUUGUCUUUUACAUUUGUGGCUCAGAAGGUUAAUCGCCACACACAAUCUCAAAAGGGCUUUUACCAGUACCCUUAUUCCACAAAUAAUUAUAAGCAAAUUUUGCUUGCCAUUCCAUUUUUUUUUUCUUUUCUUUUUGGACCGUCUCCAAUCAAACUCCGCAAUCGGUUUCCCAAGAUUUUAUUAACAACUUUCAGUCUUCCCAUAUGUCUGAGAGGAUGGUGGAUAUUGCCGACUAUCCUUAGCUUCCUCCAUAACGACAUCCAAAAAUGCCACUUCUUUAAGAUAAUGAUUUGUAACAUGAAUAUGAGGGGUCUUAUUGCAAUGAACGAAAUACACCAUCAUGAACAAACAAUCGAUCAACCAUAACAUAAAUAUUCCAACUUAACCCUCUUAUUAAUACACAAUUCUGUUAUUCUUGACCGUUUUCACACACUCAAACAAGGAUGCAAUUUGGUUCUCGGAGGUUGGGUGAAGUCAUGUUGUGGCCUUAGAAUUUCUGUUAGGAUUGGUUGUCACUUUUUUGGCAAUGUCAUCCUGCUCCUGUGGUUUGCUUAUGUUAAAGUUGGGAAAUAUAUUUAUCCUCAUGUUCUUCAAAUUAUUACCUAAUGUUUAUUUAAUGGAUCCAGAAUGGUUUUUUAGCUGUAGAUUUAAUAGGAUUUCAAUGUGAGAAUAGUGUAUUCUUCAUUUCUUUUUAUUUCCAUUGGAUUAUGAGAUUCCAUAGGAUUUCUUUUUGUUUGUUUGCUAUUAGUUCCUCUGUUUUUCUUUAGAUUUAUUUUUGUUGUUUCGUGGGAAUGAGGUCUCUUAUGUCAGUGGCUUCAAAAAGGUUUUGCAGGCGGAGGAGGUAAGAGGAUGAAUCUUAGAAAACAAGACAUGAAUUUCAUGUGUGUUUUGUGUGCAGAAAACACCGAAAAACAUUUAGUUUGUCUGUGUGAUGGCAUAACGCGCUUGUGAGAAUCUUAUCCUUGCUGAAGUUGCUAUUAUCAUUACUAUAUUUUGUAUGCCAAUACACUUCUUUAUAUAUGUUACUUCAAUGCAGUCAAGUUUGCUUGAGGAAGGUUCAACCAUCAUAAACAUUUUAGGAUAUAUUGGAGAGUGAAUACGUAGCGAGCAUCAGUGCCUAUGAAUAUGAAGGUUCUGUCAGAAAAAAUCCUCUCUCACAGGAAUCAUAAGAAGCGUAAUGGCAGUGAUCUGGGAAUCUAGAUUUCGUAUUCUUGUCGGACUCGAUAAAUUGCCUGAAGAAUUGACAUUUCUGAACUCCAACGCUGAUGAUGAUGCCAUACUCGAUAGUGAAAUUUUUUGGAACCAUAUUCUUUCAAUUAUCGAGAUGCUCGGGGCUGAAGCUGCAAGACAACAACUUCAGUUUGCUAUGAGUAUUUUGUCUGCUCAACCACACAUGACUACUCCGUGGGCAUUCAUGUUGAAGAAUAUUCGUUUUACUCAAUAUGAAAAUGACCUCAACUAUACGCAUAAUUUGCUGCUACGAAUGAAUCAAACGGUAGCCGACAUUCUUCGCCACAAUAGCCAAGCUUGGUCCUUCAGAAAGCCUCUCGUUGUCAUCCUUCCAGCUGCCUCUCGACAUGAAGAACUCAAAUUUGUGAGAGGGAUUUUGGAAAAUGACCCUACAAAUAGUCCUGCUUGGCUAUACUUGCUUUGGUUUGUCGGGAUGCAUGUAAAAGAUUUCGGGAUUGAUACCAUAGACGCUGAACUCAGAGACGUGGCGGACGUGGUAAAGUGUCAAGAUAACAUGUACGUUUGGCGCUACAGGCAGUGGCUUGUUGCCGAGAAAUAUCAAAAUGGUGGUAAGGUUCAGUCUGAUAUGUCAGUUAUUUGGGAGGAAUUCGACUUGACUGGUCAAGUUUUAUUUCACAACGUACACAACAUCUAUGCCUGGUCACAUAGAAAGUGGAUCAUGGAGAGAUUUGACGGUUGGACAGUUGAACUUCUAGAGUGCAAGGAACUCAAAUAUGAUAGUCGAAAUGCCUUAGCUUGGAACCAGAAAGCCUUCAUUAUCAAGCGUUGGGGCCAUCUAGUAUCUCCGGAACUAAGAGAACUCGAGUUAGAGUUUGUUAGGGAAGCCAUUUACAUGGACCGAGAGAAUGAAUAUCCGUGGAUGUACUUAAGAUGCCUAUACCAAGAUGAGCCGUUCGUGAAUCAAAGAGUAGAAUUCAUCUAUGAGUCCCUUUGUUGUCCCACAAUGAGGGACACAAUAGAUGUGUUCAAGAAUAGAAGGUGGUGUAUUAAUGCUCUUGGCACUCUUUUGCAUCUUAUUUCCCUCGGUUAUGAACCAAAGGAGAAAGCGUGUGGUGUGGUAUUCAGAUUAUGCUCGAGCAUCAAGUUAGCUGCUAACGACAUAGCCGAGUCUCCAUGUUCUUGUGUUGUUACUGAUAACAAGUGUGAAACUUGCCGCUUCUGUUUGAUUUUGAUUUUGCAGCAUCUCGGUCUAGAGGCUCCAUUAUGUAUGGAUAUAGAUGAUUCUAGAGGCUUAGACAUUAGUGUGAAACAGACCGAGAUGCUCCAUUAUGUAUGGAUAUAGAUGAUUCUAGAGGCUUAGACAUUAGUUUGAAACUUGCCG